AUAGAAAAAAAAACAUAAAAAAAAAAUAGUAAUAAAUAAAUAAUUGGUAUUAUCAAUUCAUUUAACUGAAUAGAUGUAUAAGAACAAAGUAAAAAAAAUAAGAAGUAAUUGACCAAUAUACUCCCUUUAACCUACUAACCUUAUACACAACAGACUUCACGUACGCCUCCAUCGAUUGCUGCUCCUGUCGUUGCCUCCUCAAGCGAGCCCUCCCCUGCUCGUCGCCGUUAGGCAUCUCCUCCCCACCGGCCGGAGAUCGAAGCAACAACGGAGACCUUCGACCCCACAGCUAAGUGAAAUCAAAGAUUUUGUGUUGAGUUGAUUAAAUACGAUGUCCUACGACGAUGUGGAGAUUGAAGACAUGGAAUGGAACGAGGAGCUUAAGGCAUUCACGUAUCCUUGUCCUUGUGGAGACUUGUUUCAGAUAACAAAAGAGGACUUGAAAAUUGGUGAAGAAAUCGCCCGGUGUCCUAGUUGCUCUCUUUACAUCACAGUCAUAUACAACAUUGAAGAUUUAGAUUUCACCAAUCAGAAACCGAAAACGAAUAUCGAACCCACGAAGCAACAACCAGUAGUUGUCGCUUGAAGAAAGAAAAAUUCACAUCAUAAAUUUUGUUUGUAUGUUAACCUAGGGUUACUAUCAUUAUUAAUUUUUUGGUUUUUGGAUUUGGGCGUUUGUACUUCGUAUGAUAUGAUUGAGUUAACCGUAAGCUAGUUAGUUAUGUUGAUAGAUUUAUAGACAACUGGAUUGCUGAUGGCAACAAGUUUUGAUGAAGCCGAGUAAAUCAAUCAGACUAGGAUAUGAUUUUCUGUUUGUGUA
Lactuca sativa (garden lettuce) is the source of this 820-nucleotide messenger RNA. RefSeq names its product diphthamide biosynthesis protein 3. Gene Ontology annotation, molecular function: metal ion binding. Gene Ontology annotation, cellular component: cytosol. Gene Ontology annotation, biological process: protein histidyl modification to diphthamide. Lineage: Eukaryota; Viridiplantae; Streptophyta; Magnoliopsida; Asterales; Asteraceae. The record is from RefSeq and is a predicted model, not a curated record.